AUGCCGGGUAGUCUUCCUCUGAUCUGUAGAUGGUCCCGUCGCAUGCAACGGAAGGGCCAAAACUUUUUAGAGCUGCUGGACGAUGUUGAGCAAUUUAUUUUCCGUCCCUAUUGUGCCUCAUCAGAGGGCUUUAGAAGUAUGCCCCUCUACGCUGACUCUGAUGCUUUAAUGGAGGCCUUGGCCAUGCCAACACAAGGUUGUCGGUUACGUAGAGAGGCAUUGUUGAGUGCCGCAUGCCUCCCUUUGCCCACAUUUGGUGAUGACCACUUGGAGAUUUCUGUGCAUUAUUCCCCUUACCGGGUUAGACGACAGCUUGGGUUUGACCAAGGCGUGCCCUCUCGUCCCAACCAUGGAGGUUCCUUGACCUUGCACAGGGUUUUUUGGACUGGCGACGGUGUGCCGGGAGACGGCAGACCUCUUGCCCUUGCUCUGGCCAGCCGGCAGCGCGUUGGUAGUCUCUCAAAGGCCUACCAAAAUUAUUGGAACCGUUGCUUCGCCUCGUUUAGCCGAUUCCAUGCUGCCCAUUGUGAUAGACUGAUUCCCACCAUCAUUCAUCAUGCCCGUUUAGUGUCGGAAGAGAAGCGGAAUCUGCCUUUUAUUUCCAAAAGCGGAGAGAUUGUUGGUGACUUUUCGAAGCUAAAGCGGAAGUUAGAAAAGUCGGGUUCUCACAGCACCGGGAAAAGUGCUGUACAUGGGAAACGGAAGCGAGAGGAAAGCUGCAGCGCCGAGAAAAGGCAAGCUGUAAAAGGGCCGAAAAGGUUCAUCCCCAAGGUAGCAGCAAGUGGUCCUCCUAGCUCAAGAAAAGUUGCCUUGCCAGAGCCUUUGCAGCAGCAGCCUAUAGCUUCCGGCAGUAGCGAGCGAGCAGCUCCAAGAGCUUCAUCUCCUCACGGUACUUCCCAAAGUAAAGGCAAGGGUAACGGGUUUUCCGUGACCCCAAAGCGUCGAAGCAUGCGUAUCCUUGAAACGCGGUUUGCUAAUACCCGUAAGAAUAAAGGUGAAGACUCGGGACCCAAAGUAGUGGUGACGGUUGAUGAUAAUAGUGAUGAUGAUAGCGAUGACAUUGGUGCUGCGGGGACUGAGAUUAACAUUCAUGAGCAAGAGAGCGCUCCAUCGGAGGCUGAUUUUGCCCUUCCCACUACUGUCGCUGAAGCUGUCCCUAAGCCUUCCGGCAGUGCAACCUCCUCCUUCUCCUAA
Molecule: messenger RNA, 1194 nt
Organism: Prunus armeniaca (apricot)
Lineage: Eukaryota; Viridiplantae; Streptophyta; Magnoliopsida; Rosales; Rosaceae
Source: the annotation of a GenBank genome assembly